Cydia amplana is the source of this 3340-nucleotide messenger RNA. Its product is annotated as collagen alpha-1(XVIII) chain-like. The coding region runs from base 226 to 3312 and encodes 1028 amino acids. NCBI's taxonomy places the organism in Eukaryota, Metazoa, Arthropoda, Insecta, Lepidoptera, Tortricidae. Gene Ontology annotation, molecular function: extracellular matrix structural constituent conferring tensile strength. The record is from RefSeq and is a predicted model, not a curated record. Gene Ontology annotation, biological process: extracellular matrix organization. The transcript is spliced from 27 exons.
AUCACCGUCUUAAUUAAGCAGCAAGACAGCAGGAAGUUAGUUAUAACGUAUCUCAGUGCGCACACGCCUUAUUAAAGCGUCAAUUUAAUCUUCAGUUUCCAAAGCUCGUGGCGCCGGCGUCAUUCUGUAUUCGCCGAUGUCGCGACGCGCAUGCUCGGGCGCAGUGACGUGAGUGCCAAGUGUCGUGCUAUGAUUUAUCUGUGAUAUUGCAUUAGGAUUUACAAUAUGAAGUGCGUUUUAUUGAUAAGUGUUUGUUCGCUACUAACUGCCACAGCUUCCAUAACAUAUGACGAAUACAACGUUUUGCAGCAAAUCAUAUUUGCGGAUCACGCAAAGAGCAGCGAAGAUGUGGAAGAUCUUACUAAACCUCCAUACAAAAUAGACAAACCAGUGUCGGUUGACAUUUCAAAGCUUUCCCUGGCAAAUAAAACACUAUUUUAUCCACUGAUGAUACACGCAGUGUUCAAGUUGGAAAUAUAUAAAACAUCAAAUUUAUUCUCUAUAACCGAUCCAACUGGUUACACUAGAAAACUUAUGUUGAUUUUGAAGACGAACUAUGGAAACUUGAACGAAUUUAUAUUGAAAAGUGACAGUUUCUCCAUGAAGACUGUUAGUUUUAGAGAAAAAAUGAGUAUAAAAAACAAGUGGACAAAUGUUUCUUUCUACAUACAACACGACAAAGUGUCUUUUUGGCUGGAUUGUGAAAAGAAAGAGCCAGAUUUCGAAAGGAGUGGUUCAGUGUUUCAUGACAUUGAUUUGAAAGGUGACUAUAAAGUACACUUGAGUGACGAGAUGCAUCCUUUCCACGGUGAAUUUCAAGAUAUAAAAAUUUUCGUCGGCGCUGAAGAAAAUAUUAUAGAUAAUAUAUGUAAAACUGCUGGUAAACCGGCUGGGGAUUAUGGUGGGCCAAUAGCAGCAAGUCUUACCGCUGAAAGGCCCUUUACGGACUUCUUCGAUUCAAGAACAUCAUCAACGACAGAAAGGGAUGAUGGAAUUGGUGGCGAUGACGAAGAUAUAGAAGGCCCCGAUUUUGUACCAGGAUCAUCAGGAGAAAUUGGUAAAUGUGAAUGCUCCGAGUCGACCAUAUCUAGCUUGCUUGCGUCCAUGCCUGAGAUGAGAGGACCACCAGGAACUCCGGGGCCACAGGGUGACCAAGGGGAAACUGGACUAGCUGGCCCACGGGGUGCACCGGGUGAGCCUGGACCAAGAGGGCACACUGGACACGCAGGACCAAGAGGUGAAGAUGGCAGUCCAGGAAGAGCCGGAUCUCCAGGACGAGAUGGUGAACCAGGCAAGAGAGGAGAACUGGGACCAGUUGGGCCACCAGGGCCGCAGGGACCCCCGGGAGUUUGUACUAUCAUGAAGGGAACAGAAGAGAAAAAUGAAGUAGCCAUACCAGGCGAAAGAGGUCCACCUGGACCAAUUGGUCCCCCAGGUCUUAGAGGACUGGAAGGAGAAAGGGGCGCAAAAGGAGAAACUGGUACCAAAGGAGACAAAGGUGAUCAGGGAACAAAGGGAGAAAGAGGAGAACCCGGUGAAGAUGGAAGAGACGGGGCUCCAGGCACACCUGGAAGUGAAGGGCUACCCGGCCAUAACGGACAAAAAGGCGAUACUGGACUCAUUGGUCUGCCCGGUCUGGCUGGCAUGCCAGCUAAAUUAACAUCAUUGUUAACAGAAGAGAUAGAUCCUAAAGAGAAGGCUGAAAUUUCCGAUUUAUUGAGAGGACCAAAGGGAGAGAAAGGAGAAUAUGGUGUCAAGGGUGACAGGGGGGAUGAUGGGAUAAAUGGACUACCGGGAAAUGAUGGUAAAGAUGGCCGAGACGGAACACCGGGAGAGCAAGGUCCACAGGGAUCAAAAGGGGAGCAUGGACCACCUGGACCAAGAGGUCAUAAAGGGGACCGUGGAGAACCUGGACCACCCGGAAACACUCCUGCUGCUGCCGUUACAUUAACUAAGGGUGAUAAAGGAUCGCAUGGCCACCCCGGAAAGGCGGGCCCAAAAGGAGAUCCUGGUCCUAAAGGCGAACAAGGUACGACGGGACAAAAUGGAACUAAAGGAGAUAAAGGAAAUACUGGACCUCCGGGACCUAUAGGGCACAAAGGCGUUGAAGGUAAAAAAGGGUCGACCGGAGAAAAAGGAGAGAAAGGGGAAAGAACUCAACCUGUUGACUUGGCAUUGCUGAAAGGUGAAAAAGGCGAAAGAGGUCAGAUUGGGCUCACGGGACCAAUUGGCCCACCUGGACCCCCGGGUGCAGUCUCCAAUCACACUGCUAUUCCUGUACCUGUUGGACCUUCUGGACCUCCUGGCCCUCCAGGUCCUCCUGGCGAACCUGGCCUACCUGGGUCCCCUGGAUUGACUAUGACUGGACCAUUGGGUGGACCAGCGGAAACACUAAAUUCUAUUUAUUAUGACAUCGGAGAAGACGACUUCUACACAGCUUCCACAGUGGUUUACAAAAGCCGGACAGCAUUAAUAAAAAGAACCGAAAGCACGCCUCUAGGAACCUUAGCCUUCGUUUUACAAGAGGAAAUUCUUCUUUUACGGGUCCAAAACGGGUGGCAAUAUGUCCGGAUGGGUUCCAUAUGGAACGUCCAGUCCUCAUCGACAACCACUCGACCACCGCGGCAUGAUCCUGCAGUAACGACGGGAUCCCCGAGGGCAAACAACAUUGUCGCAAGCACCGACAGACCUCCGAGGUUGAGAUCUCGACCACCAAGGCGUUUAAAAACAAAUUACAUCCGUCUAAUAGCGUUAAACAGACCAUACACGGGUAGAAUGUUAAGUGAGACGAAUUCAAGUUUUAGUUUCUACGCGAUAGCAAAUGACUGCGGAAGGCAGGCUCAAAGACACAAUAUCAGCGGUCAGUUUGAGCCUUUACUCGAUUUUAGGGAUGGUGGCUUAGAGAAUCUUGUAAAUAAAAAAUAUCAUGAACUGCCAGUAGGAAACUUAUUUGGUGACGUGCUUUUUAACACGUGGAAAGACAUGUUUUAUGACCUGGGUCACAUUUCUUCGACAGCAAACAUCUUUGGGUUCAAUGGGAAGAGUAUAUUCAUUGAUUCAAACUGGCCUGAACAUAAACUGUGGCAUGGCUCUAGCACACUAGAAGUGGGCCAGAAGGCCAACUGCCUAGACUGGAUGAGCGAAAGCCCUAAACAUUUUGGGACUGCGUCAACGCUUGCCAAAAAUAGAUUGCUGGAGAGAGAACUGCACCCGUGCAGCAGCAAAUUCAUCGUGUUGUGUGUAGAGGUAACACCAACCCUGCCUAGAAGACAAAGGCAUAUACCAGCAAGAAGACGAAGAAGGUUAACGUGACCAUUAAUAUAAGUGCCUUUAUAACUUA